Molecule: messenger RNA, 763 nt
Organism: Malurus melanocephalus (red-backed fairy wren)
Lineage: Eukaryota; Metazoa; Chordata; Aves; Passeriformes; Maluridae
Gene: MTRFR
Product: mitochondrial translation release factor in rescue
Exons: 3
Coding region: 31-519 (162 amino acids)
Biological process (GO): translational termination
Cellular component (GO): mitochondrion
Molecular function (GO): translation release factor activity
Source: RefSeq, a predicted model, not a curated record
AUCCCAGAGAAGYUGUGUCCUCGUUUCUGUAUGAAUGUUCCAAAUUUAUUUCAUUUUGCGUUCUUACUGAGAGAGGYKCRARCACCAUCAUGGACACGGUGGAUUUUGAGGAAGCAGCAGCUUUCUCUGCCCAGCSUUCCCUUGCUUCAGGCAGCAAGAAAGAAGAACUCUUUGACUCUCCUUGAACUCACUGAGGCAGAAUUAGAAGAACAGUUUGUAAGAGGUGAUGGUCCAGGAGGUCAAGCUACAAAUAAGACAAAUAAUUGUGUUGUCCUGAAGCAUAUUCCAUCWGGGAUUGUAGUGAAGUGUCAUCAGACAAGGUCAGUGGAGAAGAACCGAAAGAUUGCCAGAGAAAUCCUGCAGGAAAAAGUUGACCUUUUCUACAAAGGUGAAGACAGUGAUGUUUUUAAAGAGAGGAAAGCAUCAGAGAAGCAAAAGCAGGAGAAAAAAAGAAGAGCAAAGGAAAACCUAGAAAGGAAAAAGCUUUUUAAAGAGAUGCAACAAUUGGAUAAGGAAUAAACAUGUGAAAUACUGACUUGCCCUAGCAGGCACCCUCACCAGCUGCCACCGGGUUUUGGCCUUCCACAAAGACCCAAAGCCAGAGUAUGGAUUUUGAAAGCAACAGAGAUUUCUGGAGCUCCACCUCCUCCCAGAGAUGGACUGCACCCUGUGCCAGGGAUGGAAUGCUCCAGCAGUCUGCAGGCCCUUCCCUUGUCCUUUCCUGAACUCCUGCAUGAAGGUUAAAUCUUUUAUCUGUUGGCAC